Messenger RNA from Meriones unguiculatus (Mongolian gerbil), 4093 nucleotides. RefSeq names its product zinc finger protein interacting with ribonucleoprotein K-like. The transcript is spliced from 4 exons. Bases 251 to 1666 code for a protein of 471 amino acids. The record is from RefSeq and is a predicted model, not a curated record. Lineage: Eukaryota; Metazoa; Chordata; Mammalia; Rodentia; Muridae. Gene Ontology annotation, biological process: regulation of immune system process; regulation of cytokine production; negative regulation of transcription by RNA polymerase II.
ACUUCCGGCUGCGCUCUGUGGCGCUCAUUUUAGCGGAUUUUGGGUCUGCCCUUCCCGACCGUGUGCAAGCCCCCUUUGUCCAGUGUUAGGGGGCGAAGAGUCUAAUGGAGCUGUUCUAGGGGUAGUAUCCAUCGUGCACCGGGCGCUGUUAGUGACAGCAUUGUCCAAGUCCCCAUCCUCAUCGCCCUGCCUUCUGUGCUCGCCUGGCUGAAUGGCUGCGCCCACGCUCAAGCCCCAAGCUUAGGUAUCUAUGACAACAGAAGUGGAUAUGGCCCUCAGGCAGGGCUGUGUGACAUUUGAGGAUGUGGCCAUUUGCUUCUCACAUGAAGAAUGGAGACUUCUUGACAAGACUCAGAGGCUCCUGUACCUCAGUGUUACCAUGCAGAACUUUGCACUUAUAAACUCCCUAGGUUGUGGGCAUAGGACAGAAGAUGGAGACCAGAGGGCUUCUCCACAAGCAUCACAGGUUUGCAGAUCUGAGACAGUGCCAUGCAUACCAAAAACUCACCUCUGUGAAAAGUGUGUUCCGAUUCUUCAAGACAUUUUGCAGCUGCCUGAUCUACCUAAGCAGAAGCAUAGUGUAGAGGCAUGUUCAAAGAUCGAUCAGCACCAAAAACAUGAUAGUACAGAAAAACCCUUGAAGAAGAAUGUUGAUAAGUCCUCAUAUUUGAAACGAUGCCUAUUCCGCAUGUCAGCAAAGUCCUUCCCCAAUUGGGAUGUUGAGAAGGAACUCCCAGACAUACUGAGCAUUCUCAAGUCCCAGGUCUUUCCCAACAUUAAGAAGUCCAGCAAAAGUACUGAGGGUGGGGAAGAAACUCACAGUCAUAAAAGUCACAAGUUAGGAGACUGUGGGAAGCCUUCCAAUCAAAAACAAACAGUUCCUCACCAGCCAAAAGCCUCUACUGCAAAAAAGCUUUAUGAGUGCAACAAAUGUGGGAAAACCUUCCGUGGCAAAUACUCACUUGAUCAGCAUCAGAGAGUCCAUACUGGAGAAAGGCCUUGGGAGUGCAGUGAUUGUGGGAAAUUCUUUAGCCAAACCUCCCACCUGAAUGAUCACCGUAGAAUACACACUGGAGAAAGGCCUUAUGAGUGCAGUGAAUGUGGAAAAUUAUUUAGACAGAACUCCAGUCUUGUUGACCAUCAGAAAACUCAUACUGGAGCAAGACCUUAUGAGUGUAGCCAGUGUGGGAAAUCCUUUAGUCAAAAAGCUACACUUGUUAAGCACCAGAGAGUUCACACUGGAGAAAGGCCUUACAAGUGUAGUGAGUGUGGGAAUUCCUUUAGUCAAAGUGCCAUUCUUAACCAACACCGGAGAAUCCACACUGGAGCAAAGCCUUAUGAAUGUAGCCAAUGUGGGAAAUCCUUUAGCCAGAAAGCUACCCUCAUUAAACAUCAGAGAGUUCACACUGGAGAAAGGCCUUAUAAUUGUAGUGAGUGUGGCAAAUCCUUCAGUCAAAGCUCCAUCCUUAUCCAACACCGGAGAAUUCACACAGGAGCAAGGCCCUAUGAGUGUGGCCAAUGUGGAAAGUCCUUUAGCCAAAAGUCUGGCCUCAUUCAGCAUCAGGUAGUUCACACUGGAGAAAGGCCUUAUGAAUGUGACACCUGUGGGAAUUCGUUUAGCCAAUGCUCUAGCCUCAUUCAUCACCAAAAAUGUCAUAAUGCAUAAGAAGCCUCAUACAAGGAGCAAAUGUGGAUAUGCCUUUAACCCAAGGCCUAAUAUCAUUUGAGAAAGCCUUAGAUUUAUCGGGAAUGACCUCUUCAGGUUUUUUUGUUGUUGGUGGUGGUGGUUUUUUCAGUAUUAAGACACUAGAGGACUUGCAAGGUAACCAACUACUAUCUGAUGUUUAUCUUAAUUCUUCCAGCAUCCAGGGGAAUGAGAUUAUUUAGGAGUUCAGGCAUGGGUAGGCUUGAGAGCUACUUUCCCCUGACCGAACUUGCCAGGGUUCUUGCCAUUUAUGUCAGUACCAGUGUUUGUGGUGGAAUCCAUCAUUCUCUACCACAUGACCAGUGUGUAGUGAUCACCCCAUCAUGCUAAGAAAAGGCAAAUUGACUGUGCCGGUUGCUUGGAGGAACUCUCGGAUGGAGUAUUUAUGGAGAAUUCAUUCCCCAUUUUUAACUGAUUAAAGCAUGGGUAUGACUCAGCUUUUACCAGGAAGAUCCAACCUAUUGUCUGCUGAAAGUGUCUACAAUUUGCUUACCUGUUUCUUUAAAAUAGUAAUUUUUAAUCAGUGUCACAUGACAGUUGUGUGAAUGUUUCCAGCUUUCCAAUUACCAGUUGGUCACUGCCUUUUCCCCAUUGCUCUGGUUUGUACAUUGAUAAAUGCCUUAUUCUUAAAGCUACCUUUACUCUUAGAGUCCAGUUUACUAGGUGGGAAGGCUGGAAAACAGACUGAUCGUUCUAGGAAAGGAUGGACAGCUUUUGUAGAUGGUCUCAAGUUGGUAUACCUCUUUAGGGACAGCAAAAUGAAGAUGGCAAAUUUGUAUUGAGUUCAAGGACAGCAUCAGGGGCUGCGGGAACUAUGUUAUUGUAGUUUAUGAUUUGGAAACUUUCUGAGGUCAUCCUGAGAAGUCUAUUGACGUAAGCUUCUGUACUUGUGGAAAUGCAAUGAAUUUGCUCUAUUUUUCUCAGAGGAUAUCCUUAUACUGCCAUGACAGAGAGGCAGCUCGUAAGGGUCUACAAAGAAUGUGCCCCAAUAGUAAUUAUUCUGUAGGUGCCAACCUAUGACAUGACCAUUCAUGAGAUCAUCAAAGCCAGAUGUGAACCAUCAUUUGCAUACAAAUUAUGAGUAUAAUUUGGAGUCUGCAGCCCGCCAGCCAGAAUGUGCUUGGAAAAGUACACCUGUCUGUCUGUCUUUGUCUUUGGCUGUAUUCAGAGGACCUAGAGUUUUGUGUAUGCAGAGUAGCUGAGGUUAUUGUCAAAAACAAUAAGGUUUUGUGGGAUAGUAUGGUCUGUCUUGAUUGUUUACCUCAAGUCUGUUGUUUAUAGAAAUAGGAAAAUGAGGAGAUGGAGAUCUUAUAGUGUUGGAUUGCAGCUGUUGUAAUCACAAUCCAGCCGCUGUAUUUGUGGUCUGGUAUGACAGCCUUCACUGCUUGCCAUUAUGUCCUGCAUUAAUAAAGGGCUGCCCUUAUUCAUGCAUGAGGACAGAAUUGAAGCAAAAUGGGGGCUACCAUGCCUUCUGGUUUCCAGAAAGUAGGAGUUUUGAGCUUUGUUAUUUUGAGUCACUUUUUAAUAAAGUUUAUGGAUAUAUUAGUGAAAUGCAGUUUUAUCUUCCUUCAAAAAGUCUUAACCUCAUCUUCGUGAUGAUGAACUUGUCUGUUAUUUACCUCAUACCCUGUUAAACUCUUCCCCAUGUUCCCAGACUUGUAAGUGUCUAGUAGUUUAAUAGCUUCUCCUUUAUAUUGCUAUACUGUGUUUGGUUUUUAAUAACUACACCACUAUCCUUUCAUCUUUUAUCCAUUCAGCUCUUGGUGGAUCCUUAAGUUAAAUCCUUUCUUGAGCUGUUACAUAUAAGGCUAUAAUGGAUAUACUCAUAUGACACAGUAUGUAUAUUUUCUUUUGAGCCAAUAAUUCAGAAUGUGUGAAUGUUUCUAUUUUUAAGAAAUUGUCAGUCUGAUCUAGAUCUAGACCAGGGGUUCUCAACCUUCUGAAUGCUGCAACCCUUUAGUACAGUUCCUCAUGUUGUAGUGACCCACAGUCACAAUUUUUUUUGUUGCUACUUCAUAGUUAUAAAUUUGCUGCUGUUAUGAUUUUCAAUGUAUCUGUGUUUUCUGAUGGUUAUAGGCAACCCUGUAAAAGGGUUACUUGACCCCCAAAAGGGUCGUGACCCACAGGUUGAGAACCACUGUGUGCACACUUUUGCUUGUCCACACUCUUUUAGUGUGUGGUAUGGUUAAUGUGUUUGCUUUGAACCAUUUAAAUAGCUGUAUAAUAACAUGCAGUAUCAUCUUAAUUGCUUUUGUGGUGUUUCUUGAUAUUGAGUAUUUUUGUGUGUUUAUUUGUCAACUGUAUGUGUUUAAAACUUUUUUGUCUAUUUUCAAGUAGAAAUUGGUGUUAGUAUUCUUUUCAUUAAUAAACAGAUGUGCACUAACAAUA